ACCCAUAAAGCUUUGUUAGUUCGACGACCAUUUACAACUCGCCAUAAACCGCAUGCUCCAUGAUGAUGGCUUACCUAACCUCCCUGUGUCUACUGGCCCUCACCCUUGCCCCCACUCAAGCUCUAGUGGUCACACUCACCAGCAGCAACUUUGAUCAGUAUGUGAACGGAGACAAGUUUGCGUUUGUUGAAUUCUACGCUCCAUGGUGUGGUCACUGCAAGCGUCUGGAACCUGCGUAUGAGGAGGUGGGCAAAGCAUUCGACAAUUCUGACAGUGUGGUCAUUGGCAAGGUGGACGCUGACAGUGAGAAGGCACUGGGCAGCAAGUUCGGAGUGAGGGGUUACCCCACCCUCAAGUACUUCCCUCAGGGCAGCACAGAGCCAAAAGAUUACUCUGGUGGUCGCACUGCUGCUGACAUCAUAGCAUUUGUCACCGCCCAGGCUGGGGUCAAGGUACAAGGCACCAAGAAGGAAAUUAGUCACGUUGUUGAUCUAAACCCGUCCAAUUUUAACGAUAUCGUCCUGGAUACAAACAAGAAUGUGCUCGUUGAGUUCUAUGCUCCCUGGUGUGGUCACUGCAAGUCACUGGCCCCGGUAUAUGAGGAGGUGGGAGCAGCCUUCAGUAGGGAGGACGAGUGUGUAGUUGCUAAGCUAGAUGCUGAUGCUCACAGAUCAACUGCUGAGAAAUUCAGCAUCAGCGGGUUUCCAACUAUCAAGUUCUUCCCCAAGACCAACAAAGAUGGCCAAGAUUAUGAGCGUGGGCGGAGUGCUGCUGACUUUGUCAAAUUCCUAAACGAAAAAUGUGGUACACAUCGCCAGCUCGGAGGGGAGCUUUCAGAGGAGGCGGGCGUGGUGCCGGACAUGAACGGACUGGCCAAUCGAUUCAUGAGUACGGCAGUAGACUCUCGUGAUACCAUUCUCUCCGAGGCCCAGUCUCUAGCCGAGGGUCACUCUGAACAGCAGGCCCAGUACUAUGUCAAGGUGAUGAAGAAGGUACAAGACAAAGGAGACGAGUACGUUACCAUGGAGAGGGACAGACUCGGCAGAAUACUUCAGGGUGACGUGGGGGGUAAGAAAGUUGAUGAAAUUACCAAGAAACGUAACGUGCUGAGGAAGUUUGAACUGUAGAGCUUGACUGUAAUAUUUAUGUAUAAAUUUUGUAGAUGUCUGCUUUAUUGGAGCGUAUAGGUAUCAAUUUACUAGGUUAUUAGAAAAUUAAUUCUUUGAUGUAAAGUUCUUUUUGUAUGGCAUGAAUUCACAAAACAUGAAACACAAGA
Halichondria panicea is the source of this 1276-nucleotide messenger RNA. RefSeq lists its product as uncharacterized. The coding region runs from base 60 to 1127 and encodes 355 amino acids. The transcript has 11 exons. Gene Ontology annotation, cellular component: endoplasmic reticulum. Gene Ontology annotation, biological process: protein folding. The record is from RefSeq and is a predicted model, not a curated record. Gene Ontology annotation, molecular function: protein disulfide isomerase activity. NCBI's taxonomy places the organism in Eukaryota, Metazoa, Porifera, Demospongiae, Suberitida, Halichondriidae.